Molecule: messenger RNA, 1624 nt
Organism: Rhinopithecus roxellana (golden snub-nosed monkey)
Lineage: Eukaryota; Metazoa; Chordata; Mammalia; Primates; Cercopithecidae
Product: napsin-A
Exons: 9
Coding region: 274-1476 (400 amino acids)
Biological process (GO): proteolysis
Cellular component (GO): lysosome
Molecular function (GO): aspartic-type endopeptidase activity
Source: RefSeq, a predicted model, not a curated record
UGGGAGGUGGUCACGGUGGAGGAGACCCCACCACCACUGCCACUCGAGUAGGCAAUGAGGAGCACCACGAGCACAGGAUGCUACUUCUGCUGACCCUCCAAAAAUACUCUGCAUAAACCUUCAAGAAACAUCCUUGGCCACUGUAUCACCUGCUGACAGAUUUCAUGUCCUGGUCUCCUUCUAAACCUGGAGGUGGGGCAUGAACAGGGUGGAGUCACCAGGGAAAGAAAACGAGGCCCCAGGACACCUGGGUUCAUACCCAGGUCCCCAGCAAUGUCUCCACUACCACUGCUGCUACCCCUGCUGCUGCUGCUGCUGCCUCUGCUGAAUAUGGAGCCUGCCAGGGCCACACUGAUCCGCAUCCCUCUUCAUCGAGUCCAACCUGAACGCAGGACCCUGAACCUACUGAGGGGACGGAGAGAACCAGCAGAGGUCCCCAAGUUGGGGGCCCCAUCCCCUGGGGACAAGCUUACCUUUGUACCUCUCUCGAACUACAGGGAUGUCCAGUAUUUUGGGAAAAUUGGGCUGGGAACGCCUCCACAAAACUUCACUGUCGUCUUUGACACUGGCUCCUCCAAUCUCUGGGUCCCGUCCAGGAGAUGUCACUUCUUCAGUGUGCCCUGCUGGUUACACCACCGAUUUGAUCCCAAAGCCUCCAGUUCCUUCCAGGCCAAUGGCACCAAGUUUGCCAUUCAAUAUGGAACUGGGCGAGUAGAUGGAAUCCUGAGUGAAGACAAGCUGACUAUUGGUGGAAUCAAGGGUACAUCAGUGAUUUUCGGAGAGGCUCUCUGGGAGCCCGGCCUGGUCUUCACUUUUGCCCAUUUUGAUGGGAUAUUGGGCCUCGGUUUUCCCAUUCUGUCUGUGGAAGGAGUUCGGCCCCCGAUGGAUGUACUGGUAGAGCAGGGGCUACUGGAUAAGCCUGUCUUCUCCUUUUAUCUCAACAGGGACCCCGAAGAGCCUGAUGGAGGAGAGCUGGUCCUGGGGGGCUCAGACCCGGCACACUAUAUCCCACCCCUCACCUUCGUGCCAGUCACAGUCCCUGCCUACUGGCAGAUCCACAUGGAGCGUGUGAAGGUGGGCCCAGGGCUGACUCUCUGUGUCCGGGGCUGUGCUGCCAUCCUGGAUACGGGCACGUCCCUCAUCACAGGACCCACUGAGGAGAUCCGGGCCCUGCAUGCAGCCAUUGGGGGAUAUCCCUUGCUGGCUGGGGAGGUGAGUACAUCAUCCUGUGCUCGGAGAUCCCAAAGCUCCCCGCAGUCUCCUUCCUUCUUGGCGGGGUCUGGUUUAACCUCACGGCCCAGGAUUACGUCAUUCAGACUACUCGAAAUGGCGUCCGCCUCUGCUUGUCCGGUUUCCAGGCCUUGGAUGUCCCUCCGCCUGCAGGGCCCUUCUGGAUCCUCGGUGAUGUCUUCUUGGGGACGUAUGUGGCCGUUUUCGACCGCGGGGACACGAAGAGCAGUGCCCGGGUGGGCCUAGCGCGCGCUCGCACUCGCCGAGCCGCCCUGGUAUGGGGCGAGACCGCGCAGGCGCAGUUCCCCGGGUGACGCCCACGUGAAGCGCAUGCGCAGUGGGUGGUCGCUGAGGUCCCGCUGCCCAGUAAAAAUCCACUAUUUCCAUUGAGCGA